Messenger RNA from Hydatigera taeniaeformis, 603 nucleotides. NCBI's taxonomy places the organism in Eukaryota, Metazoa, Platyhelminthes, Cestoda, Cyclophyllidea, Taeniidae. The record is from the annotation of a GenBank genome assembly.
AUGAUGGACAACAACAUUGACGCUUCUACACCACGUGCCACCCUCUACACCACCCCUUCCCCACCUUCGCCUCUUCACCUCUCUCCUCACUUUCCUCACACCGGUCUUGCUUCGACACGAUGCACGACAGCAGCGAGAGCGUCUGCCACCACCCUCCAACUUCCCUCCCCAACCUCCCUCAUUCUCCAUCCUCAACCUUACCCCACUUUGCAACAACCACAUCACCAGUCCCCACCUCCCACCCCCAUUCCCCUUCUCCACGUAUCCCCACAAAAUACCAUCACACACCCACACCCACACCCACACCCCCAAUUCGACGACAUCAAUAACUCAUCCCACUACCACCUCUUUCAAUACCCACUGAAAACGCUCCCCAACAAAUGCUUCUCCACGCCCCUCUCAUUGACCCUCACCACUGAAGAGAAAACACCACACACUACUCGACACCACCAAAACAGGCUCCGAGCCGACCAACCAACCACCUCACCUCCACUCCCUCAACCACUCCUCACAAGUGAUGACACCUGCAAUACCAACGCCAUCGCACUAAUCCAAACGCCUUCACUCUCCGCGAGUUCCACCGAUCACCGUUUGCGACACUGA